CGGUCGGACACGGACACACACACGGAGCAGCACCAUGUCUGCAUUCUGGACAGGAACUCAUACUUCUGCUUGAAGUGAUUUAUUCCCAGGUCCCAGGAGGAAAUCCCUCAGCUGCGACACCCAUGCCACUUCCUGUAAGGCCACCCUCCCCUGCUGCACCCAGAGACGUUACUCGCUCGGAAAGCCAAGGAGAGCUGAGAGAGGAAAGGAUGGGACAUCCGAAGACUGAUCGAAGCAAGCCAGAGGAUCCACGUACGGACUCUACAGAGGAGGCUGUGUCGGGGAUCACAAAGCGAACUCCCAACAGCCUCUGUGGAUACCUGCACAAGCUGGGUGGACCCCUCAGGAGCUGGAAGUCCCGUUGGUUCACAUACAAGGCGAGGAAGUGCCAGCUGUUUUACUAUAGGACCCCCCAAGACCCCAACCCUUUGGGCCACAUCGAGCUCGCCGACGCCACAUUCGGCUUCCCCCUCCAGGCAGAUGAAGGGACCUUCCACAUUCAGACUCCAGAACGCACCUUCAUUCUCAAGGCGAAGAACCGAGAGGCCAUGAUGUACUGGCUGCAACAGCUGCAACAGAAGCGCUGGCAGCACAGGGUGCCUGCGCAGGUGUGCGGAUACGCACAGGCGGUUGGAGAGCAGGCAGCACCAGGAGGCUGCGCAGAUGUAAACUUCCUGCCUGCGGUGAAGACCCCCACGAUACUGGUAGGCGAGACGGCGGCGACGCUACCUGCUGUGAAGCAGCGUGGGACACUGAGCAACGUCUCCUUUAAGCACCCCCUGACUGAGAUCCAGAACUCGGUGCACAGCCUACGUCUGAGCCUCUCGUCCCAGGAGCCGACGCAGAGCACGUUCCCAUGGGAGGACGUGUUGCCCCCGCCAGAGGAGGCAGGAACGUUGGCCACGCUUAGAGACUCCAUACUACCCGUUCAGCCAGAGUCGUCGUUCGAUCAGAAGUCUUCCUGCCCGUCCCCCUCCCUGCCUUCGUCUUUCUCGUUGUCUCCAUCCCUGUCCCUUCGCAGCAGGAAGAAGAAGAGGGGUUUGUCAGCCACCAUGACAGCAGACCAGCAGAAGGCCUCUGCAGCAGACCGGACUUCUCGCCUCCAGCAGCAGGUGCACUUGCUGUCUGAAGAAGUCAAGGCACAGAAGGAGCUGGUAUGGCUGCUGCACAAGGCACUGGAAGCGGCGCAGCAGGAGAAGCGCACCUGCGUACAGUUCCUGUCGGCAGAAGGAGAGCAAGAGCGACUGGAGCUGCUCCAGAGCCAGGAGCGGCACGCGGCCAACCUCGGAGCACGGCUGGAGGCUCUGCACAGCCAAAAGGAGGCGCUGCACAAGAGCCUGGCUCAGCGUGAUGCUCAUGUGGCUGAGCUGCAGGAACACGUGCAGCUCAUGAUGGAAAGGAACCAGGCCAAACAGGAGGUCAUCCUCAAGCUGUCAGAGCAGGUGGCUGCCAACACUGCCAUCACCAAUGGUGUAGCGGCCGAGACCCCUGGGCAGCCGCAGGAGGAGAUCGAGAAUCUCAAGGAUGAUAUUGAAGCCUACAAACUUCAGAACAACUUCCUGAACUCCGAGAUCUACCAGCUGACAAAUCUGUGGCGAAAGAGUUCAGAGCAGGAGAAGAGUCUAAUGGUGAAGUGCGCCUACCUGGAAGCCAGGAGUUGCCAGGCAGAGAGCCGCUACCUGGCAGUGCUGCGCAAGCUGCAGGAGACCAAAGGCCUGGACCAAGGGGAGCGGGAGGCCGUGCGGAGGCUGGUAGAGGAGGCGCUGCAGGGGGAUGCCAAGGACCACCUCAAACUGGACCCUAUCAGGGAACAUGACGACUAUGGCUUCAAGAUCAUCCCAGACUAUGAGGUGGAGGACAUGAAGCUACUGGCAAGGAUCCAGGCUUUAGAGAUCCGCUCACACAACCUGCUGCAGCAGGAGUCUGGAGACAAGACCAGUGAGGCCCGUUGGGCACAGUAUCUGGGUGGGCGGCCAUCAGGUGAGCUGACACCCUCCCCAGAGCUAAAGGUGCUGCUACGGGGUGGUGUGCCACCAUCUUUCCGCCCACGAGUGUGGCGAUGGGUGGUACGGAUGCGCACGCACUCCCACCGCGUACGCCAGCCGGGACGGUACCGCCAGCUGUGCAAAAAGGGACAGGCCUCCCAGCACCCUGCUGCCCGGCAGAUCCAGCUUGACCUACACCGCACACUCACCAGCAAUGAGCGUUUCUCCUCGCCCACCAGCCCCGCCCUCAAGCAGCUCCACCGCAUCCUGAUGGCAUUCUCCUGGCAGAACCCCACAAUCGGCUAUUGUCAGGGCCUCAACAGGCUGGCAGCCAUUGCCCUCCUGGUUCUAGAAGAUGAGGAGGAAGCCUUCUGGUGUUUAGUGGCUGUGGUGGAAACCAUCAUGCCCCAGGACUACUACAGCAAGACCCUCAUUGCCUCCCAGGCAGACCAACGGGUGCUGAAGGACUUCAUGGCAGAGAAGAUGCCCCGGCUUAUGGCCCACCUUGAGGAGUACAGCGUGGAUGUGUCCCUCGUCACCUUCAACUGGUUCAUGGUGGCUUUCGUGGAGAGUCUGGCCAGUGACAUCCUGCUGCGUGUGUGGGAUGCCUUCCUGUACGAGGGCACCAAGGUGUUAUUUCGCUAUGCAAUGGCCAUCUUCAAGUACAAGGAGGAGGAUAUCCUGAAGAUCCAUGACACCAUUGAGAUUUACCAGUACCUACGUUUCUUCACCAAAACCAUCUCAGAUGGCAGGAAGCUAACAAGCAUCGCCUUCCAUGAGCUGAACCCCUUCCCCAUGCGGCUGCUGCGAAACCGGAGGGCACAGCACCUGGAGCGGCUGCAAGCUGACCAGCUUGAGCUUGAACGCGUCCAGCAGGAAUUUGUGGAAGAGAACAGUGAGAGCAUACAGCACACGGACAAGGAGCUGGAUGCUGUUGCCAGUGAGGAUGAUGACGCGUAGCUCUGGCCGUAGUCCCCUUGGUGAUGCAGCAUGGCUGACACAAAUACAACCCUGAAGGAAAGGUCAUUUUUUGGUCUGUUGGCAGAUGGACAGGAAGCAAGAAGUUUGACCUGCUAUAAACAGGCCCACUCAUCCAGAAGCACAGAUCA
Messenger RNA from Scleropages formosus (Asian bonytongue), 3094 nucleotides. RefSeq names its product TBC1 domain family, member 2 (gene tbc1d2). Gene Ontology annotation, biological process: regulation of GTPase activity. Gene Ontology annotation, molecular function: small GTPase binding; GTPase activator activity. The coding region runs from base 123 to 2945 and encodes 940 amino acids. The transcript is spliced from 14 exons. Lineage: Eukaryota; Metazoa; Chordata; Actinopteri; Osteoglossiformes; Osteoglossidae. The record is from RefSeq and is a predicted model, not a curated record.